UUUAAUAAGUGUGAGCACGUCUCAAGCAGGGCUAAAAAGAUCUCGUAAAUCAUUAUUAUCUUUGUCGUAUCGAAUGAAAGUGCGUGAUAAAAAAAUCCAUCGACCUUUCCAAUGUGAAUGGGUCCCUGUCCCAUUAGAAUGAUCAGGAACGAUGAUUUUUGGGCUAUUUAUAAUGCAGAUAAGGAGAGGGUUUAGUAUUUUGGUUUGACAUGGGGACUGUGGGAGAAGAGGAUUGCAAGGCUGUGAAUCCUCGCCCCAGUGGCGGGCUUGUCUCAUGGCUGAUCGAGAUUGUGGAGAAAAUAGUGGUGAAGAGUUUGUAUGGGCAUUCCAAAAAGCCACUACAUUAUCUCCUGGGAAAUUUCGCCCCCGUGGAGGAGACCGACCCCAAUCCAAACUUGACUUUCGUGGGACAUCUUCCUCAAUGCUUGAAUGGCGAGUUCGUGAGGGUUGGCCCAAAUCCUAAAUUCACUCCAGUUGCUGGUUAUCACUGGUUUGAUGGAGAUGGAAUGAUCCAUGGUCUCAGAAUUAAAGAUGGUAGAGCCACUUAUGUUUCACGAUAUAUAAAGACAUCACGGCUGAAACAAGAGGAGUACUUUGGGAGAGCGAAAUUUCUCAAGGUUGGAGAUCUUCAAGGAAUAUUUGGACUUUUAAUGGUCCAAAUACAAGAAUUGCGCAAAAAAUUUGGUGUCUUGGACAUGUCAUAUGGAGGUGGAACAGCCAACACAGCACUUAUAUAUCAUCAUGGGAAGCUGCUUGCACUUUCAGAGGCAGAUAAGCCAUAUGCUCUUCGAGUCUUUGAAGAUGGGGAUUUACAGACUCUUGGUCUGAUGGAUUAUAAUGCAAAAUUAACACAUUCGUUCACUGCACACCCUAAGAUUGAUCCAAUUACAGGAGAAAUGUUUACAUUUGGCUACCAACAUACUCCUCCCUAUGCUACCUAUCGAGUUGUCACAAAGGAGGGAAUAAUGCUUGAUCCAGUUCCCAUAACGCUUCCAAAGCCUGUCAUGAUGCAUGACUUCGCAAUAACUGAUAACUAUGCAAUUUUCAUGGAUCUUCCUCUCUAUUUUGCCCCAAAGGAUAUGGUAAAGGAUGGCAAACUCAUUAUUUCUUACGAUACUACUGUAAAGGCUCGUUUUGGUAUACUGCCCCGAUAUGCCAAAAAUGAUCUUCAGAUGAGAUGGUUUGAGCUACCAAACUGCUACAUAUUUCAUAAUGCCAAUGCAUGGGAGGAGGGCGAUGAAGUUGUCCUUUACACUUGUCGAUUGGUUGACUUGGACCUGGAACUGGUUGGUGGACCCGUGAAAGAAAAACUAGGAAAUUUCCAGAAUGAACUAUAUGAGAUGCGUUUCAAUUUAAAGAGUGGAAAGGCUUCACAAAAGAAACUGUCAGCAUCUGCAGUAGAUUUUCCAAGGAUUAAUGAAAAGUAUAUUGGCAGAAAGCAGCGUUACGUGUAUGGUACUAAAUUAGAUUCAGUAGCUAAGGUCAAGGGACUCGUAAAGUUUGAUCUUCAAGCAGAACCUGAGGCUGGCAAGUUUCAGAUUGAAGUUGGAGGCAAUGUGCUAGGGGCUUUUGACUUUGGACCUGGAAUUUUUGGUUCUGAGGCAAUAUUUAUACCCAGGGAUUCUGGGUUUGACCUGGAAGAAGAUGAUGGUUACUUGAUCUGUUUUGUUCAUGAUGAGAACACUGGGAAAUCAGAGGUGAAUGUCUUUGAUGCAAAAACAAUGUCCCCUGAACCUGUUGCUGUUGUUCAUCUUCAAACAAGGGUACCAUAUGGUUUUCACGCCUUCUUUGUUUCUGAGGAGCAACUUCAAAAUCAAGGCUAAACUAUUGUUGAUAUUAAUGAUUCUUGCAGUCUAUUGUAGACUCAGAUGCUUUAUAUUUCAAUAAAUCAUAAGUUGGUUUACUUGUUUAAAAAAAUAACAAUUUUACACUCCACGCCUCAACUUACACAGUUCCUAGGGUGCCAAGUCGUGUAAAGGUGAAUUUGCUCUCCAUAGGAUUCUAUUAUUGAAAGGCACCUUGAGCUGUAGUAUUUGGGAUGCACAUCACUGGUUCAAGACGUAAAUCACUGCAAAGCUUUCAUACUAACUUGAGUAUUUAGAUUAUAUUAGUGUGUUUCUUUUGUUUA
Cryptomeria japonica (Japanese cedar) is the source of this 2128-nucleotide messenger RNA. RefSeq names its product carotenoid 9,10(9',10')-cleavage dioxygenase. The transcript is spliced from 14 exons. Gene Ontology annotation, cellular component: chloroplast stroma. The coding region runs from base 210 to 1823 and encodes 537 amino acids. Gene Ontology annotation, molecular function: carotenoid dioxygenase activity. Gene Ontology annotation, biological process: carotene catabolic process. NCBI's taxonomy places the organism in Eukaryota, Viridiplantae, Streptophyta, Pinopsida, Cupressales, Cupressaceae. The record is from RefSeq and is a predicted model, not a curated record.